CACAUGGUUAACGAACCACAACACCGUCCUCUCAUGUUCUCAUUGGUCCACAGAUGAUUACCGGGAUUGGAUGUAAGUAGCUUUUACCGAAAGGUAAACAUUACAGGGAAGUGGGAGAUCCAGCACUUCUUGUUCCGAAGAGCAGCGUCGUGGUGUUGAGACUAAACGGGAUAAAUAUGAGCUAAAACUACAGUUGGAGCUGUCAAACCUCAGCAGACAUGGUAGAGGUAUUUACCGGGCGGACGCUAUUGAAUAAAGACGGGGAUUUCGUCGACCCCGAAGAAGCGUUGAGGAAUAAAGUGGUUGGGAUCUACUUUUCUGCAGGAUGGUGUCCGCCUUGCCGGGACUUCACACCCAUCCUGUGUGAUUUCUACACGGAACUGGUUGAAGAGAGUGAGCCCCCGGCUCAGUUUGAGAUAGUUUUUGUCUCCUCUGACAAGUCGAGCGAUGAUAUGGUUGAAUAUUAUCAUGAUAUGCACGGAGACUGGCUUGCUCUGCCCUGGACGGAUGACUACAAACAUGAGUUGAAACAGCGCUACAAGAUCACCGCGGUGCCCAAACUGGUGAUCGUGAAGGAGAACGGUGACGUUAUCACAGACAAGGGAAGGAAACAGAUCAGAGACCGAGGCCUGGGCUGCUUCAGGUCCUGGUUGGACGCUGCAGAGAUCUUUCAGAACUUUAAGGGUUAGGAAACAUCGACAAGGAAAAUGUCAACCCAUCUUUUAACACGGGCUACUGUAAAGUAACCACAGACAGAGCUGAGCAAAACCAAAGUAAAGUCUUUCUACAUUCACUUUAGUUAAGUGGAUCCAAGCCACAAGGUCAGGCAUUACAGAGAUAUGACAGAUCAAAUUACAUUUCUGGUACACAAAAUUAUAUUUAUUGCUUUAGAUUCUUCUCUAUUUUUUGGCUUUCUUUUAUCAAAUAUUGGAACUUGCACUGUAAAAUCGUUCAAAUGAAAGAAAGAAACAUUUAAGACAAACCUCAGGCAUGUCUGUUGUGGGUCACAAGUGAAAAAUUCUCUGUUUAUGGAAACUGUGUGUUUAAUAUCAAUAAUACAAGCCAGCUACAGUAGUUUUGCAGUUUAUUCAAAAAUAUAUUGGCUUGUGUUCAGUAUAAGCUACUGUAAUAAUUAAACUUACUGCUAAAACCUGCCUAUAUUAAAUAAAUAAUUCCAGAGAGCUAGCCUUUGUAUAUUUACAAAAGUUUGACAUGUAGUUCUACUUUGAGCUGCCUGUAUAUUUUUAUAUUUUGUUUUUUAUGAGUUGCUAAGAUUGGUUAUUAUUAAAAAUAGAUAUAUUCUGUGA
Toxotes jaculatrix (banded archerfish) is the source of this 1307-nucleotide messenger RNA. RefSeq names its product nucleoredoxin like 2 (gene nxnl2). The coding region runs from base 219 to 689 and encodes 156 amino acids. Lineage: Eukaryota; Metazoa; Chordata; Actinopteri; Toxotidae. The record is from RefSeq and is a predicted model, not a curated record. Gene Ontology annotation, biological process: sensory perception; photoreceptor cell maintenance. The transcript has 2 exons.